AUGGGCUACCGUAAUCUGGUGUUGGCUGUACUGUUGCCUUUGGCUGUACGGGCAAUUCCGAUUGACAACGGUGUCGAGGGGGAGCCGGAAGUGGAGUGUGGCCCCAACUCGGUCACCAUCAACUUCAACACGAGAAACACCUUCGAGGGCCAUGUUUACGUCAAGGGACUUUAUGAUCAGCAGGAAUGCCGUAGCGACGAGGGAGGGCGACAGGUCGCCGGCAUCGAACUCCCCUUCGACUCUUGCAACGUGGCCCGUACCCGUUCUUUGAACCCCCGCGGAGUGUUUGUCACCACCACCGUCGUCAUCUCCUUCCACCCGCAGUUCAUCACCAAGAUUGAUCGCGCCUAUCGCAUCCAGUGCUUCUACAUGGAGGCCGACAAGACGGUGUCGCAGCAGAUCGAAGUCUCGGACAUUACCACGGCUUUCCAGACCCAGGUCGUCCCAAUGCCCAUCUGCAAGUACGAGAUUUUGGAUGGCGGCCCAUCCGGGCAGCCGAUCCAGUUUGCCACCAUUGGACAGCAGGUGUACCACAAGUGGACGUGUGACUCCGAGACCACCGACACGUUCUGCGCUGUAGUUCACACCUGUACGGUUGAUGAUGGAAAUGGGGAUACCAUCCAGAUCCUCAACGACGAAGGCUGCGCCCUCGACAAGUUCUUACUUAAUAACCUUGAAUACCCCACCGACCUGAUGGCCGGCCAGGAGGCUCACGUCUACAAGUACGCCGAUCGGUCCCAGCUCUUCUAUCAGUGCCAGAUCUCGAUCACCAUCAAGGAGCCGGGCAGCGAGUGCCCCCGCCCUCAAUGCACUGAGCCCACCGGAUUUGGAGCCGUCAAGCAGGGAGGAGGUGGAGGUGCGGCUGCCGCUCCCGCCGCCGCUCCGCCACGUCUUCUCCGCCGAAAGCGCUCGAUCGAGGACACUCUCGAUGUGCGCACCGAGCUCACCACUAUUGACAUCAACAUUGGCGCGAACAACGCUGCAGCUGCCCUGCUGCCCGCCCCGGCGGCGAUGACCGCCGCCGAGCCGAUCCAACGGGACGGCAUCUGCCUUUCCCCCAUCGGCUUCAUGUUCUUCUUGGCCUUGGGAGCCGGCGCGGCCACGAUGUUCUCGGUGCUGAUGUUCUACUUUAUCCGCCCGUGCAAGCACUUC
Molecule: messenger RNA, 1152 nt
Organism: Mesorhabditis spiculigera
Lineage: Eukaryota; Metazoa; Nematoda; Chromadorea; Rhabditida; Rhabditidae
Source: the annotation of a GenBank genome assembly